CAGCACCUUCACCUUCAUCGCGCGCACAAGAACCCUAAAACCCUUCCACAAAAGUAAAGUUUUAGGGCUAAAGGAGAGGGGGAUGAGCUAUGCCGCGAUCAAGCUGGUUCACGGGCCGACCGGUGUCAGCGCUUGCGCCAGCGCCUUCAUCACGCACUCGCCAGUGAAUCCGGCGUCUUCGUCAGGAUGGAAAUCGGGCAAUGCGAAGGACUCCCUCCCCAAUCUUGUUCUCGUCAAGGCCAAUGUGCUGGAAAUCUACAAUGUGCGCUUCCAGGAGGGGGACGAGAAGAGCGCGAGAGGGGGCGAGCAGCUGGUUGGAUCGGCCUGCGUUGCGUUCCCGGCGUCGGCGAAGAGGGGAGGAUUCAUGUCAGGGAUUACAGCAGCUUGGCUCGAGCUUGUUUGCCAAUACCGGCUUUUCGGGAUUGUAGACAGCAUGGCUAUUCUCCAUCGUGGUCGAGACGGCGGUCGUCACCGAGAUGCUAUCAUUCUCGCAUUCCCGGCUGCUAAGUUUUCUGUGUUGUUCUUCGAUGAUGCAACCCAGCAGCUCAAGACGAGCUCGAUGCAUUACUUUGAAGGACCGGAAUGGAUACACUUGAAACGAGGACGCGAAAAAUUCCCUGGUGGUCCUCUAGUCCGAGCAGAUUCUCAGGGCAGAUGCGCUGGAGUUCUUAUUUACAAAUCCCAGUUGGUGAUGAUGAAAGCUGCUCAGGAGGCAUAUGGGCUUGUCGAGGAAGACGAUCCAUCUGGGAACAUCGUCAGUGCGCGCAUUGAGUCAUCGUAUGUAGUAAACCUGCAAGAAUUGGGAAUGAUGCACGUUAAGGACUUCGUCUUUCUCUACGGAUAUAUUGAACCAGUUGUAGCCAUUCUUCAUGAAAGAGAGCUAACAUGGGCUGGCCGUGUCACAUUUCGACGAGAUACUUGUUGUGUAACAGCGCUGAGCAUAAACACCAACACCAAGAAGCAUCCCAGGCUAUGGUUUCAAACAGGUCUACCUUACGACGCAUACAGCCUUUUAGCGGUGCCUUCACCAAUUGGAGGGGUGCUAGUUCUUUGUGCGAACAGCAUUCUUUACUAUAGCCAGGUCUCUACAUGCAUCGUUGCAGUUAACGAGCUUGCCACUCCACCUGCUGGAAGCUUGGAGAUGCCAAGGUCCAAGUUUUCUAUCGAGCUUGAUGCUGCUCAUGCAACUUGGCUCUCAUACGAUGCCGCUCUUUUGUCAACGAAGACAGGAAUGCUUGUUCAUCUGCACUUGAUAUUCGAUGGCAGGAAUGUGCAGAGGCUUGAGCUCUCAAAAUCGAAGGGGUCUGUAUUGUCCUCGAGUUUGUGCACCAUAGGGGACAUGUUCUUUUUUGUCGGAAGUCGGCUAGGCGACAGCCUUCUUGUACAGUUUGGUAGCGCAUCAACCUCUAACUCACUUUCUCAAAGCUAUGAUGGAGAAGACUACGACGAAAUGGACGAGGAUAUAAUGGUGCGACCUUCAAAGCGAAUGCGUCUUGAUGACGAUGCCAAUGAACAAUCUUUGUAUCAGUAUAAGUCGGCGGUUUCAGAUUCACAAAAGAACAUGAACUUCUUAUUUUCCGUGCGGGACUCCUUAUGCAAUAUAGGACCUAUCAGAGAUAUCACUGGCAGAUCUCAGAAUCCAUCGGAACAACCUGGUAGCGCACAAGACCUGAUCGCUUGCUGUGGCCAUGGAAAAAAUGGCUCGCUUAACAUAAUCAGUCGCUCGAUACGACCAGAUUUCAUCACUCAGGUUAAACUUCCCGGAUGCGUAGGCGUGUGGACAGUUUAUCACAGAUCUGGUCAAAUCCCUGCAGAAAAGGAUGAAUACCACGCAUAUCUGAUUAUUAGCCUAGAAUCUCGCACAAUGGUUCUAGAGACCGGCGAGACGCUUGGAGAAGUUACGGACUCUGUAGAGUAUUACACUGAGGGCCCAUCAAUAUCGGCUGGAAACCUGUUUGGAAGGAGGAGAAUUGCCCAAGUAUAUCAGAAGGGAGUCCGGAUUUUGGAUGGAGCCCGUCAAACUCAAGACUUGCAAGUAGGAGAACCAGGAAAUGCUAUUGAGUCUGCAUCGUUUGCAGAUCCGUAUGUUCUUUUGCGAAUGCAAGAUGGGAGUUGUCAGCUUGUUGUGGGAGACUCGGAAACUCUCACUGUAUCUGUAUCAACACCUCCAGAACUCGGUCUUUCUCCUGAUCCCAUCAGCGCUUGUACACUCUACAACGACAGAGGACCCAGUCCUUGGUUGCGAAGAGCCACUGGAGACGUGUGGCAAACACUGGGGGUUCCAGAUGCAAACUUCGCGUUUGACCAGGGGGACAUGUACUGCAUAGUUUGCCGAAAUAGCGGUACUAUGGAGUUUUUGGAGCUUCCGAGCAUGGCCUGCUUAUACAGAGUAGAGAGACUGCCAUAUGGAGUUCAAGUGCUGGCCGAUAAUAGAACUGCUAGCAAGGUCCCCGUUGAUACCUCUUCGAACAAAGAUGAGGAAGGUGCCGAAGAGAUACGGGAAAGAAUGUCGAAGAUCAAGGUGGUAGAUAUCUGCGUCGACACCUGGGGAGAGAAGUAUGGCAGACCAUUUGUGUUUGUGCUUCUAAGUGACGGAACUCUUCUCUCUUACCGAGCAUUCAUCUACGAAGGACAAGACAGUGGUGCUCAUGCCAGCGACGGUACAAGUUUCAGAAAUCUGCGGUUCUUACGGUUACAGCUUGACUUGGAGCUCGGAGAGGAAGACAGCAAUGCCGACGAAGUCCGAUCCGUUCAGAAGAUCAUUCCUUUCAAGGAUGUUGGUGGCCUCCAAGGAUUGUUCCUCGCCGGUGGCAAGCCAACGUGGUUGAUGAUCUUUCGUGAGCAAAUACGUCUUCAUCCACAGGCCAGUGACGGACCGAUCGUAGCGUUUACAAGCUUACACAAUGUGAAUUGUCAGCAUGGACUUAUCUACGUAACUAACGAGGCAUCGCUAAAGAUAUGUCGACUCUCUAAUAUCUUGAACUACGAUAAUGACUGGCCAGUGCAAAAGAUCCCGUUGAAAGGCACACCGCAUCAAAUGGCACACCAUCCCGACCUUAACAUCUACGUUCUCGUCUUGUCAUUCUCGGUCUCAGUGCCAACAUCUCUCGUGCUGCCAUCGGCCGCAGAUGGCCCGCCUGGCCAUCAGAUUGACCAGAGCGAGGCUUCUGAUGGCCUGGAUCCUCAAAAAAUGGUCCAAGUUGAUGACUUUGAAGUUCGCCUUUUAGAACCAAUGGCUCAAGGUGUGCCUUGGGAAACCAAAGAUACAAUCAAGUUCCAGCCCGCGGAAAACGUCUUGACGGUCCGCAUUGUUAGCAUCAAGAAUGCAGCAACGGAACAAGUAGAAAACCUACUGGCAAUUGGAACCGGUUAUCUGCAAGGAGAAGAUGUUGCUUCUCGGGGACGUAUUAUCCUCGUCUCACUUGGAGAGGAUCCUAGUGAUCCAAAAGUCUGGGCUAAAGAACUCUAUUCCAAGGAGCUGAAGGGUGCCAUUUCCGCUUUGGCGGCAUUGCAAGGCCACCUUCUCCUGGCUAUAGGACCGAAAAUCAUUCUUCACACGUGGAAUGGAUCUGAGCUGAUUGGGACAGCGUUUUUUGAUGCUCCACUCUACGUUGUCAGCCUAAACAUCGUGAAAAACUUCGUGCUGUUUGGCGACUUUCACAAGAGCAUAUAUUUUCUUUGCUGGAAGGAAGAGGGAGCGCAACUAGUCCUACUAGCAAAGGACUUCGGCUCGUUGGACUGCUACGCAACCGAGUUUCUGAUCGAUGGGAGUACACUGAGCCUUCUCGUCUCGGACAGCCGAAAGAACAUACAGGUGUUCUCCUACGCUCCCAAGAACGCGGAGAGCUGGAAGGGACAGAAGCUACUCCCCAGGGUGGAGUUCCACCUGGGAUCUCAUGUCACCAAGUUCCUGAGGCUCCAAAUGCUGCAGACGCCAGGUUCUUCCCGCACAAAUCGAUUCGCUCUCUGCUUUGGCACACUUGACGGCGGCAUUGGCUACAUCACUCCGCUCGACGAGCUCACGUUCCGGAGGCUCCAGACGCUCCAGCGAAAGCUGGUGGACUUGGUGCCGCACGUAGCGGGGCUCAAUCCAAAAGCAUACAGGCAAUUCCAAGCAAACGGCGAGCACCACAAGCAUGGCCCGGACAACACAGUCGAUAGCGAACAGCUCAGAGAAUAUGAAUCGCUGUCCCUCGACAAACAAGUGGCCAUAGCUCGUCAAAUCGGCACGACUAGGCAACAGAUUUUUGCAAACUUGCGGGACAUAUCUCUCAGCACGAGCUUCUUUUGAUCGACUUUGGAGGACAAAAUAUCUUUCCCAAGUGUAAGGAGCUCUCCUUUUUCUUUUUCACUUUUUGUUUAGCCCGGAGAAAAGAGAAAACUUCUUUUGUAAUAUGAUUGUCAUGUAUACGCACAGCUUUGUAAAAUUGGAUUAGCCCUUGUUAGUUUCGUU
Molecule: messenger RNA, 4453 nt
Organism: Selaginella moellendorffii
Lineage: Eukaryota; Viridiplantae; Streptophyta; Lycopodiopsida; Selaginellales; Selaginellaceae
Product: cleavage and polyadenylation specificity factor subunit 1
Exons: 26
Coding region: 83-4291 (1402 amino acids)
Cellular component (GO): nucleus
Molecular function (GO): protein binding; nucleic acid binding
Source: RefSeq, a predicted model, not a curated record